This is a messenger RNA of Amphibalanus amphitrite, 3126 nucleotides long. RefSeq names its product activating signal cointegrator 1 complex subunit 1-like. Gene Ontology annotation, molecular function: RNA binding. Bases 327 to 1412 code for a protein of 361 amino acids. Gene Ontology annotation, cellular component: nucleus. Gene Ontology annotation, biological process: DNA alkylation repair; regulation of DNA-templated transcription. The transcript is spliced from 9 exons. NCBI's taxonomy places the organism in Eukaryota, Metazoa, Arthropoda, Thecostraca, Balanomorpha, Balanidae. The record is from RefSeq and is a predicted model, not a curated record.
AACAACAUGUUCAAUGAUAGGUGGGAGGUAAGACUGGCAAAAAAAAGCCGAAAUCAGCGUGUCAAAAGCUCACAAGGCCCAUAGCCAUCGCAAGAUAUUGGGUAUUCGUCAUUUAGGACAUGACAUGACCUGAAGAACAAGGUCAUAUCUCCAAACCCAAAUGCCGCAGAAGCUUGAAAUUUUCAAUGGACGCUGAGAAAAGAUAGAAAAGCAGCUAUACAAAGAAAAUCAGGUUUCUAGCUUUAAAAAUGUUAAGUGUAGAGCAGAAAAACUAACUUGGGGGUGGCGACCCUCCCCCCAGGUGCCGGCGAAGGGCCUGCUAAGUAAUGGAUGUGCUGAGGCCUAAUCUGGUAUGGGUGGAUGGUGCCUGCUACAGGGUCUCUCACUCCCAGCAGGCCGCCCAUCAGGAUGAGGACCCUGAGGACUUUAUUCGUGGUGAUGAGGAUACAGAAACAGAAGAGGUGAUGUCCUCUGCUGUAAAAAUUGAGGAGUGGAAGGGCAAGUACAAGGCAGAGCUAGACAUACCCAGCGCCCUGUACGGAUUUCUGAUCGGCCGUAAGGGCAACUCUCUGCGGCUGGUGAGAGACAACACCGGCUGCAAGGUGACCGUUCCAAAAGGUGCCGGGCCGCGCACCAAGCCAGCCACCGUCGAGGUGAUUGGCGAGCAGCGGCGCGCGGUGGUGCGCGCCUGUAACAUGCUACUCAUGUCGGCCGACCGCGGACGGCAGACGCUGACACCCUCACACUUCAUCGCCGUCCGGCUGACCACACAGCACGUCCAGAACAGGAUGGAGACGUUCAAGAAGUCUGCGCUGGAGGUGGCCGCCGAGAGCCGCGGCGUGCGCCCCGAGCUGUUCCAGGACGGACGCCGCCUCCACCUGACCCUGGUCAUGGCCACGCUGCUCAGUGACUCGGAGAGGACUGCCUUCUGCCGCGCACUCAACAACCACGCCGACGAGCUGAGGGGUAUGCUGCCGCCGUCUGGACUCUCCCUGCGGGUGCGCCAGCUCGACAUUAUGAACGACGACGAGAGCGAGGCGCGCGUGGUGUUUGCGCGCGUGCACGAGGGUGACGGCAGUGGUGCCAUGCAGCGGCUGGCAGACCGCUGCAUGGAGCUCGCCUACGGAACCGGUCUAUCAAAGAAGGAGUAUGACCACGUCAAGCUGCACUGUACCGUCAUGAACGUGUCAUUCCUGGUGAAAAACAUGGACGAGUCGUCUCCCGAGUAUGCAAAGCUGCGAAAGUCCACCUUUGAUGCCACCGCGAUCAUGAAGGAGCUGAAGGAGUUUGACUUUGGUACGGUGAAGGUGGAGCAGCUGGAGGUGGUUCAGCGACACACACCGGCAGAGGACGGCUUCUACCUGCCCAUCGGAGCCGUCAGUCUCGGCCCGACGCCGGCCGCUGAGGCCUAGGCGGCCCCCACCCACACACACUGGUCUCAGAGGUGGGCACGGUGCCCUCAGGUUCCGACGGCGGCCUUAGGUUGUGGAUCCGAUCCGAUAUGAGCCAGGUUCACUGGGAGGCGAGCCGUGGAAUCGUGUGAUGCUGCCAGCUUCGAGUUAGUGAAUCGAUUGUUCAUAGCUCAGACUGGCGUUUUUAAUGUGUACUGCGGCGAUGUGCCGGGAAAUUCGUUGCGAUUGUUCAGAGUACUGAUUAAUGGUGCAUGUCGUGAACAUUGGGCAGGGGUAUACAGGGUGUCUCAAAAGUUCGUUCACAGGUACCAGCCAUGCUUUUUUGUCAAUAAUUCUGAAUCAACAAGAAAUUAACGGUCGAAAUUUUGCAUGGGCAUUGGUGACAACCUUCCUCAAGCAGUCCCAUUGUUUUCAAGUGCAUUCGACCCUUCAUGAGCUCACAAAAAGGGUUCACCUCUGACCAUGGGUCAGGCACGAAAAUGUAGGUUGCAAAGUCGGGUAUGUUGUGAAACUCUCGGUUUCAGGAGUAAUGGGAAUGGUUAAGUCGGAAAUGACACAUGGCUAAGUGUCGGCGAGGAUGAGUGCAACAUGAUGAUCAUCUCAUAAAAACGGUGGCUAAAAUUUUUGAAGGACGAAACCAUGCGAGACUAACGGCGUUUUGAACGACCCUCGCACGACAGCAGACUGGUGUUCCGGAAAGCAGCUGAAAAUGCGGUCAUAACUAUUGAAAACUGGCAAGAAGGUCACAGACAGAGGUUACCCAUUUUCAAAAAGUGCAGGUCAUCGUAAAAUAAAGACAAAUUAUAAUUUAAAAUUGUUUAUAAUAUCUAUAACGCUAAUUUUUGGGGACAAUAACACAAAAAUCGUCAAUGCCAAGGACACCUGACCCUCCAAAAGUGUCAGUUAUUGUAAAAUUUUAUCUAACGAAGUUUCAAGAGGCAGAUCUGCAGCGAAUAAUUUUCUUUUAAACACAAAAUCCCGAUAAAACCACACGAUGGACAGGUUUGGGCCGUUUACAAAGCAGAACAUCUCCCGAGGAAAACACUCCGCAACCGAGCGAAGGUCUUGGCAUGGGGAAUGACGAGCGCUUGGAAUUUGCAAAAUUUGCACAAUGUGUCUGAGAAACAGACGUCCGACACAUUCUGCUACCAUAUGAUGCGAAAAAUUUACUCCUGGUACUUCCCGUUUGUUCAGGACUGGGGUCGUUUUGAAAAGGAAAAUGGCGCUUGGGAUGUCGGCGCCAGUCAUUCAUGAAGGAGUUAGCGCCAGAGAAUGCCUACAAAAUACUCAAGAAUGGUGUCGAUGCAAGCUGUCGGCUUUCAGGGAAAAUCAGAUGUUGCCGGGGAGCUAGUCAAAACUAAAUCCGACGCAGAAACUGCAGGGGAUUCCCCUGCAAGAGCUUGAAAGCUGGUAACCUUUUAUCAGCCUCCGGCAGCUGACGGAGCAACAAAAAUCGGUAUGGGCAAAUAUUUUUGGGGAUACAGCAAAGAAGUUGGUUUCCAACCUUCUUAAUCAGUUGUCAAAGCAUGCAUAUUUGUCUAGUGUACACACAGACACCAAAACCUUAUACUUUUGGCCGGUUCUUAUAUGCUUUAUUGGCAUGGGAAAUGUGUGAACGAACUUUUGAGACACCCUGUAGACUUGCUUUCCCGCCUAUGUAUUGUGAUAUACGUAUUGAUCGUUAUUGAUGCUAAUUACAGCGGCUUUGAUAUUU